Cryptococcus wingfieldii CBS 7118 is the source of this 891-nucleotide messenger RNA. Its product is annotated as protein FRG1. Lineage: Eukaryota; Fungi; Basidiomycota; Tremellomycetes; Tremellales; Cryptococcaceae. Bases 1 to 891 code for a protein of 296 amino acids. The transcript is spliced from 6 exons. Gene Ontology annotation, cellular component: catalytic step 2 spliceosome; striated muscle dense body; nucleolus. Gene Ontology annotation, molecular function: actin filament binding. The record is from RefSeq and is a predicted model, not a curated record.
AUGUCUUCUUCCGGCGUGGUGAGCAAGAAACUCAAGUUCAAGGGCGACAAGAGCAAGAAGAAGAAGAGGUCCCACAACCACUCCAGCGGAACUCAAAGUGGGCGCGAUGAGCUCGAAGCGCUCGCUGCUGCCGAUCCCACAGGAUGGAUGUUUCCCUCAGGACCAAACGAAAUCAAUGGACCCGCUUACAUCCUGCUCCCCACUGAGCCUCUAACAUGUCUGGCCUGGGACCCGCAUAGGCAAAGAGUCCAUGCCGUCCCGGUCGAAAUACCACAAGCACCUGAAGGCGCCAACGACCUUUCCGAAGCUGAAAUACUACAGACGAUCGAGCCGACGGAUGUGAACCAUGUCUGGGUGGUAUCGAGGUUGAGCGGGAGUGAAGAUGUAAUCAGUCUGCGGACGAGCACAGGAACAUUCUUGACGGCAGAGCCGUCUGGGAGUUUCACAGCCACCACCCCUUCCCGCGGUCCUCUCGAAGCUUUCAUUCCCCUCUCUUCCCCUACAUCCUCCGACCUCUUCCCAGCAUUCUCCUUCCAGACGCAGCACGGCUCCAAAUUCUUCUCCGCCCCCUCUUCCGGCGCCAAAGUGGAGCUCCGAGCCGACGCCGACGAGUCUGGAGCGAAUGAAGGACUGAGGAUCAAGUGCCAAAGAGAAUUCGUGUGGAAGGCUAGAGCAGGGGAUGACAAGUUGAGAGGAGAGAGGAAGGGGAUCGAGGUCGGGAGGGAUACAGAUGAACUGAGAAGACAGGAGAGAUUGAGCAGGCAUGAUGUCAAGGGACGUCUUUCUGCCAAAGACAGGGACGACGUGCAAAGGAAUGUGAAAGAAGGGCGAUAUGCUGAAGCUAUGUUGGAUAGAAGAGCGGCUCAGAAGAGCGACCGGUAUGCCAAGUAA